AGUGGCGUGACGUGAUGACGUAAACGCAGACGGCGGCUGGUGGGCGCUGUGUGGUGAGGGUGAUUCGGGUGGACAUGGCGGACCCGGAGCUGGAAGCUAUAAGGCAGCAGCGGCUGGCGGAACUGCAGGGCGGCAGGCAGGGGGAUGUCGGGGGUGAGCAGGGUCAGCAAGAAUCUAAACAGAGGGAGGAGGACAUGAGAAACAGCAUAUUAUGUCAGGUCCUGGGGCAGGCGGCUCGCGCUAGGUUGAAUAAUUUGGCGCUUGUGAAGCCUGAAAAAGCCAAAGCUGUUGAAAAUUACCUUAUACAGAUGGCGAGAUUUGGACAACUCGGUGGCAAGAUAUCUGAACAGGGUCUCAUAGAAAUAUUGGAGAAAGUGAGUCAGCAGAUGGAGAAGAAGACAACGGUGAAGUUUAACAGGAGAAAAGUGAUGGACUCGGAUGAAGAAGACGACUGAUGGAGACUCCGCCAUAGAGCGCUUGUGUUGCAAUGCAUGCAUUUACCCAGAGAGGCACUGAAUUAAGUUAUACACUCACCUGAAAAAGACAUGGUCUGCUUUUAUGUGAAGAUAUUUUUUUUGUUUUAAGUGAGCAGCGAGUACGCUUACCCCGAUAGUAAAUAAUCUGACUUGCUCAUCUUCUCUGAGACCCUUCGUAAGCGUUCACUGACCCACAACCAUGAAACUUUUGUACAAGAAGUGUAAUUGUGCACAGAGCUGUGAGGAUUGUGUAUUGAAUAAUAAAAUGUCUUUUUGUGCUGUA
This is a messenger RNA of Pseudophryne corroboree (corroboree frog), 759 nucleotides long. RefSeq names its product programmed cell death 5 (gene PDCD5). The record is from RefSeq and is a predicted model, not a curated record. The transcript is spliced from 6 exons. Gene Ontology annotation, cellular component: nucleus; cytosol. Gene Ontology annotation, molecular function: DNA binding. Lineage: Eukaryota; Metazoa; Chordata; Amphibia; Anura; Myobatrachidae. Bases 75 to 455 code for a protein of 126 amino acids.